Melanaphis sacchari is the source of this 1005-nucleotide messenger RNA. Its product is annotated as piggyBac transposable element-derived protein 3-like. NCBI's taxonomy places the organism in Eukaryota, Metazoa, Arthropoda, Insecta, Hemiptera, Aphididae. The transcript is spliced from 3 exons. The record is from RefSeq and is a predicted model, not a curated record. The coding region runs from base 1 to 1005 and encodes 334 amino acids.
AUGUUACCGAGUGACCACGAAAACCAUGACCGUCUUUAUAAAUUACGACCAUUUUUAGAUUACCUAAAAAGGAAAUUUCAGACUAUUUCGUUAGAAGAAAAUUUGUCCAUUGACGAGCAACUUUGUCCUACGAAAGCAAAAAGCUUUUUAAAACAGUAUUUACCUUUAAAACCACACAAGUGGGGGUACAAAAUUUUCGUUCUAAGUGGAAUAUCUGGUUUUAUGUAUAAUUUUGAAGUAUAUACAGGAUUGGAAAAUAAUUCAGAAAAACGCUUAAGUACAGAGCCUAAUUUAGGAGCAUGCGCAAAUGUUGUACUACGAUUAUCCAGAAUCGUUCCUAAAUUUCAAAACUUCAAAAUAUAUUUUGAUAAUUAUUAUACCACAUUGGCACUAGUUGUUUACCUAGCAAAACAAGGUAUUUGUUCACUUGGAACAUUAAGAAGAAAUAGAGUGCCUGAAUGUCUUACACAGAUUGACGGAGUACCGGUAACAGCAACGGAAUGGAAAGAUAAUAAAGUCGUCACUUUACUCUCAAAUUUUUCUGGUGCAGAACCAGCAAGUGAAGUAACACGUUUUGAUAAAAAAAAAAAUGAACAUAUUUCUGUUCCAUGUCCAAACGUAGUUAAAAUUUAUAAUCAGCAUAUGGGUGGAGUUGACCUUUUAGACUCCAUUAUAGCUCGGUAUCGGAUCGCUAUGCGAAGUAAAAAAUGGUACUUUAAGUUGUUCUUUCACUUUAUGGACGUCACAAUAGUCAAUGCUUGGUUAUUAUAUCGAAAAAGAAAAAAAGAAAAUACCAUGUCGUUAGCAGAUUUUCGACGUGAGAUCGCUGUAUCACUUUGCAUGCAAGGGAGCAAUAUAUGUACGCCAACUACAAGAGGAAGAAAACGAAAUAUUAGUGAAUCGCCAAGUGAACCAAAAAAAAAAAAAGAGGUAUUCAACCAUAUAUGCCACCAACGGAUGUUCGGAAAGAUCAAAUCGGCCACUUUGCCAUUGUUACAAAUUUAA